AAUCUGAACGACCCCAUAAUAUCUAGUUACAACUAUAAAAUAACUAAAAACCACCCUAAAUCUCUCUCACCCACUCUCUUUCUCUCACCUCUUUGCUAUUCUUGUUCAAGAAUCACAAUUGCUCUGAAGUUCCACUCAUCUUUUGUUCAACAAAUUUAGGUAGCUAUAAUAAUGACUAAACAAAAUUUAUUUGAUGCUAAAUCCUGUGUCAAUUCCACCAUGUUCGUGGUGGAAGUGGCGAAGCCACCUCCACCACCACCACCGCCACGGGGAAGUUGCAUCAAUAAUAUUUCAAUAAAAACACUUGUUGAAAUAAAUGGUGAUCCAAAGAUAAUGAAAUCUUGGAUUGAUUCAAUGAGAGCUUCUUCUCCUACUCAUCACAUGUCCACAACUCUCUAUGAAGACAAGACUUCUUGGAUGGUGCAUCAUCCAUCAGCAGUUGACAUGUUUGAAGAUAUAAUAAGUGUUUCUAAAGGGAAGAAAAUUGUAAUGUUUUUAGACUAUGAUGGUACCCUUUCUCCCAUUGUUGAUGACCCUGAUCAAGCUUUCAUGUCUCAUGAUAUGAGAGGAACAGUGAGAAAACUUGCUAGAUAUUUCCCUACUGCUAUAGUUAGUGGGAGGUGCAGAGACAAGGUAUACAAUUUUGUACAAUUAUCAGAGUUGUACUAUGCUGGAAGCCAUGGGAUGGAUAUAAAAGGACCAUCAAAAGGUUCUAAAUACAGUAAGAAAGGAAGUCAAGCUAUUCUUUUUCAACCAGCAAGUAAAUUUCUUCCAAUGAUUAUUGAGGUUUGCAAACAAUUAUUGUACAAAACAAAGUCUAUUGAAGGUGUUAGAGUGGAGAAUAAUAAGUUUUGUGUGUCUGUGCAUUUCCGUUGCGUCGAUGAAAAGAAAUGGGGUGAAUUAUCACAAGAAUUAAGGUACUUAGAGAAAGAAGGCAAGGUUUAGGCAUUCUUGUUUCAAAAACUCGAAAAGACACACAUGCAUCAUAUUCUUUACAAGAACCUUCUGAGGUGAGAAUCUUUAAACAUUAAGUUUCUUUUUGGACCAUCAAACAAAGUGGAUUAUGAACUCAUUUAUUUGCACUUAAUGGAGGUCUGAAUUUUAAUUAUUUA
Solanum pennellii is the source of this 1112-nucleotide messenger RNA. RefSeq names its product probable trehalose-phosphate phosphatase 6. The transcript is spliced from 9 exons. Gene Ontology annotation, biological process: trehalose biosynthetic process. The coding region runs from base 172 to 945 and encodes 257 amino acids. Gene Ontology annotation, molecular function: trehalose-phosphatase activity. Lineage: Eukaryota; Viridiplantae; Streptophyta; Magnoliopsida; Solanales; Solanaceae. The record is from RefSeq and is a predicted model, not a curated record.